GGAGCGUUCCUCCGCGGUGCCUGGCUUCCAGCUUCGGGCCGGAACCGGAAGUUUAGGGGGCGGGGCCGGCGGAGGCCAGGGGACCGAAAACGCGGCCGAGCCCGGAGCCCGGAGCCGGAGCCAGAGCCUGGACCAGAACUUGGCCGCCGCCUGCACUGCCGCCGCCGCCCGCCUCUCCUUCCCCGCGCCGCCGCCGCCGUUUCGGCCGCCACCGCCGCAAGCUCAACUGCCAGUGGUCCGGGGGACUUUGGGUGUCCGGGCUGAAGGUCGGUCCGGACGUCGGUCGGACCCAGCUCGGUUCCCGGACUGUCCGGGCGGCAGCGGACGCCGCAGCCGCCGCCUCUUCGUCGCCUCAGCCUGGCGUUUUGUUCCGAGAGACCCGAGAGGCGAGCGGAGCUGACAGUGAUUUUGACAGUGAUUUAAACCCGCUUUUGUUGUUGUUGGCUUUUCGUUGUUGGGUUUUGUGUGUUGUGCUUGUGUGUGGCGGUUUUCCCCCCGUGGUGCAUUUUUUUUUAAUUGUUGUGCUCGCUGUUUUUAUUUUUCAUUUUUUUUCCUCUUUUUUUUGACCCCGUGAACGCUUUUUUGGUCGGGGCUUCCGAAUAUGUUUUAUGACGGUUGAUUUUACACCAGGAGGUUUGUUUCCGAGGAAGACCCAGGGAACUGGAUAUCUAGCGAGAACUUCCUACGGCUUCCCCGGCGCCUCGGGAAAAUGGGAGCUGCUGCAAAGUUGGCGUUUGCCGUCUUUCUUAUCUCUUGUUCUUCAGGUGCUAUACUUGGUAGAUCAGAAACUCAGGAGUGUAUUUUCUAUAAUGCUAAUUGGGAAAGAGAUAGAACCAAUCGAACUGGUGUUGAAUCCUGUUAUGGUGACAAAGAUAAACGGCGGCAUUGUUUUGCUACCUGGAAGAAUAUUUCUGGUUCCAUUGAAAUAGUGAAGCAAGGUUGUUGGCUGGAUGAUAUCAACUGCUAUGACAGGACUGAUUGUAUAGAAAAAAAAGAUAGCCCUGAAGUAUAUUUUUGUUGCUGUGAGGGCAAUAUGUGUAAUGAAAGGUUUUCUUAUUUUCCGGAGAUGGAAGUCACACAGCCUACUUCGAAUCCAGUUACACCAAAGCCACCCUAUUACAACAUCUUGCUCUAUUCUUUGGUGCCACUUAUGCUAAUUGCGGGGAUUGUCAUUUGUGCAUUUUGGGUGUACAGGCAUCAUAAGAUGGCUUAUCCUCCUGUGCUUGUUCCAACUCAAGACCCAGGACCACCCCCUCCUUCUCCAUUACUAGGUUUGAAGCCACUGCAGUUACUAGAAGUGAAAGCAAGGGGAAGAUUUGGUUGUGUGUGGAAAGCCCAGUUACUCAAUGAAUAUGUGGCUGUGAAAAUAUUUCCAAUACAGGACAAACAGUCAUGGCAGAAUGAAUAUGAAGUCUAUAGUUUGCCUGGAAUGAAGCAUGAGAACAUAUUACAGUUCAUUGGUGCAGAAAAACGAGGCACCAGUGUUGAUGUGGAUCUUUGGCUAAUCACAGCAUUUCACGAAAAGGGUUCACUAUCAGACUUUCUUAAGGCUAAUGUGGUCUCUUGGAAUGAAUUGUGUCAUAUUGCAGAAACCAUGGCUAGAGGAUUGGCAUAUUUACAUGAGGAUAUACCUGGCCUAAAAGAUGGCCACAAACCCGCCAUAUCUCACAGGGACAUCAAAAGUAAAAAUGUGCUGUUGAAAAACAAUCUGACAGCUUGCAUUGCUGACUUUGGGUUGGCGUUAAAGUUUGAGGCUGGCAAGUCCGCAGGUGAUACCCAUGGACAGGUUGGUACCCGAAGGUAUAUGGCUCCAGAGGUAUUAGAGGGUGCUAUAAACUUCCAAAGGGAUGCAUUUUUGAGGAUAGAUAUGUACGCCAUGGGAUUAGUCCUGUGGGAACUGGCUUCUCGCUGUACUGCUGCAGAUGGACCUGUAGAUGAGUACAUGUUGCCAUUUGAGGAGGAAAUUGGCCAGCAUCCCUCUCUUGAAGACAUGCAGGAAGUUGUUGUGCAUAAAAAAAAGAGGCCUGUUCUAAGAGAUUAUUGGCAGAAACAUGCUGGAAUGGCAAUGCUCUGUGAAACAAUAGAAGAAUGUUGGGAUCACGAUGCAGAAGCCAGGUUAUCAGCUGGAUGUGUAGGUGAAAGAAUUACUCAGAUGCAAAGACUAACAAAUAUCAUUACCACAGAGGACAUUGUAACAGUGGUCACAAUGGUGACAAAUGUUGACUUUCCUCCCAAAGAAUCUAGUCUAUGAUGGUUGCACCAUGUGUACACACUGAGAAACAGGACUGAACUGGAGCUGCUAACGAAACUGCUUACAGUUUAUUUUCUGUGUGAAAUGAGUAGGAUGUCUCCUGGACAUCUCAGAAAGAAGACCCUCGUUUCAAAAGGUGGCUCUGGGAGACUUAAUGGCAUUGCCUGUAGCAGAGACAUGAAGGACAUGAGACUAAGAGAAAAGUUGCAAACUCUAAAAAGAAAGAAACUUUUGAAGAAGUGUACAUGAAGAAUGUGGCCCUCUCCAAAUCAAGGAUCUUUUUGGACCUGGCUAAUCAAGUGUUUGAAAACUGACAUCAGAUUUCUUAAUGUCUGUCCGAAGACACUAAUUCCUAAAAUGAACUACUGCUAUUUUUUUUUAAAUCAAAAACUUUUCAUUUCAGAUUUUAAAAAGGGUAACUUGUUUUUAUUGCAUUUGCUGUUGUGUUUCUAUAAAUGACUAUUGUAAUGCCAAUAUGACACAGCUUGUGAAUGUUUAGUGUGCUGCUGUUCUGUGUACAUAAACAAAGUCAUCUAAGUGGGGUACAGUAAAGAGGCUUCCAAGCAUUACUUUAACCUCCCUCAACAAGGUAUACCUCAGUUCCACGGUUGCUAAAUUAUAAAAUUGAAAACACUAACAAAAUUUGAAUAAUAAAUUGACCCGUUUUGUAACAAGGUAUUACAAAUUCACUGUGUUAUUUAAGAAAAAAGGUAAGCUAUGCUUAGUGCCAACAGUAAGUGGCCAUUCGUAAAGCAGUGUUUUAGCUUUUCUUGUGCUAGCUUGUGAUUUAAGGAAAAAAAAGUGUUUUUUGAAAUGAAAAAAUGGUGUCUUUACCCUCUUUCUCCCAUAUUUUAAAGCUUCAUCUUAUAUCCAGUUCCCAAAAUGUUGCAUACUUACUUACCUACAUAUUUUUCUAGGUGUGCUGUGCUUGGGGACUAUUUGAAAAUUUAAAGCAUGAUUUAAAUUUUUUAAAAAGUGAGCUGUAACACUGGAAAGCUCUUCAUUUUUAUUCUUUUAAAAUAGAUUUUUUUUUCCUAUUUAUAUAUGUAAAAUUGUAGUGUAUUUCUUUUCACCAAACAGUGUGUGGGACAUUCUUUAUCACUGUUUUAGGAUCACCUCAGGAAGUGUCAUUACCCAGAAUUCCUCACUCUCUGCUUUGAGACUUGUAACUUUAUCACUAUAUUUCUGCUUGGUGCCAUCUUGUCAGAGUAAUAUUUGAUGUCUGUGAUAUGUCAAGAAUUAUCCUAGGAUAGAGAUUUAAAUUUUUAAGCACAGAUUUCAGAUGUUACUGCUUUAAAACAAAUCAGGGAUAACAAGUUAAACUUAUAACUUAAAAUAUGCAAUGACAUUUAGAGGUAACCAAUGUUGAUAUAGGUAACAUAGCUUAGCCUCCUCCCACGAAUUGCUUUUACAACUAACCCUGAUAUUAGUUUAGGAUAGUUCAUGCCUUAUCUUUGAUAAGAAAAUGGAAUUGACGGUAGGUAGGUGCCAAAGUGCUUUUCAAAACAAUAUUAGAAUAUAAUUGGAUUCUUUCUCAAAUUUAUAGGCCAAAGUAAAACAUUAAUUUCCUGAAUUUCUGGAUUACUGAUGACCAACAAAUAGCCAGUAUUAUGCUAUGUACUUUUGUCAGGUCAUUUUAAAAUCCAUACAUUAAUUUUAUAAAAGAAUUUUUUACAUGUCACUAUCAGGAGCUCACUGUGAAUGUGUUAUCUUCAAAUGGCUAUUUAACCACACAGUACACUACAUUUUACAUAAAACAUGCACUUAAUCUCUGGGAAUAAUAAAUUAUAUUAUUUAUAAAUAAUACAUAGGUCAACAGACUCCUUUAAGCAGGGAGGGAAAGAAGAGUAACAGCAUUGUUGUCUGUGUGCCACACACCAUACAGAACUUUGUGCUCUUGGUCACGUAAUGUACCCAAGGCUUUGUUGUAUUUCUAAGAAUUCCCAUUUCAAUGUUGAGUUCACCUUUAUUUCAAAAAGUACUUGGCUUCUCAAUUUUUGGUUUGGUUUUGCUUCUACUUGGAAACUAAUUAAGAAGGGAAAAUGAUGAGAAUGUUCAUACAUGAAAAUUGUUAAUCUCCUGAAGACUAAUUUCUACCUGUUGUGAACAAUUCUGUUUUUAAAAGUUAAAAAAAAAAUCAAAAGAAAAAAGGGAAUAUUAUGAUGAAUGUUUGGCUUAUGUGAAUCUUAGAGAUAAACUUUAUAAGACCACUUAUUCACAAAAUAAAGUUUUCUCUUCAUGUUAGAAAAAAUUUUUAGAAAUCCUGGGUAUUGUACUUAACUCUAGCUAACCAAUUUUAAAACCUGUAUCCUUUUGAGAA
This is a messenger RNA of Physeter macrocephalus (sperm whale), 4571 nucleotides long. RefSeq names its product activin A receptor type 2A (gene ACVR2A). Gene Ontology annotation, molecular function: ATP binding; activin receptor activity; activin binding. Gene Ontology annotation, cellular component: plasma membrane; activin receptor complex. The transcript has 11 exons. Bases 710 to 2251 code for a protein of 513 amino acids. Gene Ontology annotation, biological process: protein phosphorylation; cellular response to growth factor stimulus; activin receptor signaling pathway. The record is from RefSeq and is a predicted model, not a curated record. NCBI's taxonomy places the organism in Eukaryota, Metazoa, Chordata, Mammalia, Artiodactyla, Physeteridae.